Molecule: messenger RNA, 2090 nt
Organism: Thunnus maccoyii (southern bluefin tuna)
Lineage: Eukaryota; Metazoa; Chordata; Actinopteri; Scombriformes; Scombridae
Product: endonuclease domain-containing 1 protein-like
Exons: 2
Coding region: 625-1680 (351 amino acids)
Molecular function (GO): nucleic acid binding; hydrolase activity; metal ion binding
Source: RefSeq, a predicted model, not a curated record
CAGCAUUAACAAAUAUACAAUGCAUCAUGUUCCCUCUCACAAAAAUCAAAUACCUGUCCUGUUGAUUUGCUCUAGCGCCUCAUCAGAAAACAUAUGUUGUAAGCACUGGUGUUAGCAUUAGCUAGAUAAACCUGAAUAGUGCAAUUUAGUUCAUCAGACAUGUGGCCGUCUCUGCAUCAUGGUGAUGUUGUUACUCUGGGAUGAUGUUGUCGUUCUGGGUCGAUGUUACUCGUUAUAAUGCUGUUUCUGAAUCAACAGAAGGCAUCUUUAAGCCUAAAGAGUAUUAUCUUAUUUCAAUUAUUUUUUGGUCACUACCAUCAUGGCAUUUAUACCAUGGUGUUACCAUAGAGUUAUUUAAGUGCAAAAGUCGUACUUUAGCUAUACAGGAAUUUUUCCAUAGUGGUAAAUUAUUUAUACAAGUGCUGGUACCACAGACAAACAAAAAGAUAUAACCAUACUGUCAGGAUACUCUUAAGGUAAGAAAUUCAGAGACAAAAAAUAUCUGGCAUCAGGAAGGAGUCUAGUUUGUAGAAAGGUCAAACCAGUUUAUUGAAAAAGGCAGCAUUUCUCACGGCCCCACCUUUUCCACAUUUGGCCUCUUUUAUCAGUUCCUCUCUGAGCAGGAUGUGUAGUUCCCUACUGUACUGCAAUACUUCUGCAAAUCCAAUCCUGACAAAACUGAAACUACCUGAUCUGGAGAUAUGUGUCCUGUCAGCACAGAUAAGGCUGAUAUGCACCGUCAUUCACAUGUGGGGUUGGUUCGGUUUAAAGUUCAAACCAUCCCUUCCCAGCCAUAAAAGUCAGCCAGCCAUCAGUAAGAAGGAACUUUACAUAGAUAAUAUCUCAUUCUUCAUCAUGAAGCUCCUGGUCUCAGCGUUCCUGCUACUGGCUCUCAGUUAUGCAGCCACAGCUGAAGUUGUCGUGUCGUUUACAGGAAGAUGCAAUAACUUCUUCUUCAAGGGUCAACCACCCAUCGGGCCAACAGGUGAUCAGUACAAGAAGAUCUGCCAAAAGAAAACUCAAGCAGGCGGUUAUGAAUAUGCGACGCUCUAUGACACCAGCCGAAGGAUCCCUGUCUACUCUGCAUAUAAGUUUCAGGGACAAGGCAAUAUGAGGAAGACGACAUGGGACAUUGAACCUCAGCUGGACGACCAGAACGGUGGAGACUUCAUGGCUUCUGAGGGCACUGUCAGGAACGGCCUUGGCCGAAGGCAAGCUGUGAAUGAAGAUUACACCGGCACCGCAAGAGUCUACGAUAAGGGACACCUGCUUCCAGUCAAACAUCGAAAUUCCCAGUCAUGUGCGGUCGCCACCUUCACCCUCACAAAUGCUGCUCCGCAGCAUAAAACCUUUAACCGCGGAACUUGGAGGGUAAAAGAAGCAGAAGUGGCAGACACGUUGACAACCAACUGCUUGAACCGUGGUUUUCAUGCCCAUAUUGUUACUGGUGUGGUGCCUGGAAAUACAAACAUCAAUAGAAGGGUUAAUGUUCCCAGAUAUUUCUGGAGCGCCUACUGUUGCAGAGACAACAAUAACAGACCUAAACUCUCUGGCGCCUUCUAUGGGAAAAAUGAUUACACCAACAGAGUAACAUCGAUCUCAAUAACCAGCCUGGAUGCCAGGCUUACCAGAGCCUAUGGCGCUGGUUUCCAGGUGUUCUCAGAUAAAUGUAGUUCCUGAACGUGACAUCAGGCCUCCCGAGUUUCAAAAGGCCAGUUAAGAUCUUCUUAGUUGCCCCCCCCUUCCUUUGCAGGCAACCUGUAUCAGGAAAAGUAUCCAUCUCUGCUGCAGCCUACAAAGGCAAAAAGCACUAAUUUCCGUGACUGAAUUUUGCUUUUGUACAGCAGGAUAGCCAUCAUCUACUACCACUAUCUGCUGCCCCAAGGCUAACUGCAGUAAUUACAGUUUUGAUCGAAAUUGCUUGCUAAUUAUGCUAAUGUUAGGUAGCAGUAAUGUUAAAGGACCAGUGUGCAAGAUUUAGUGAUAUCUAUCAGAACAGACUUGGUAGAAAUGGAACAUAAUAAUCAUAAUUAUGUUUUAAUUAGUGUAUAAUCACCUGAAAAUAAGAAUCAUUGUGUUUUCAUUACCUU